Messenger RNA from Aspergillus chevalieri, 354 nucleotides. Its product is annotated as cysteine-rich PDZ-binding protein. Bases 1 to 354 code for a protein of 117 amino acids. The transcript has 3 exons. The record is from RefSeq and is a predicted model, not a curated record. Gene Ontology annotation, biological process: cytoplasmic microtubule organization. Gene Ontology annotation, molecular function: microtubule binding. Lineage: Eukaryota; Fungi; Ascomycota; Eurotiomycetes; Eurotiales; Aspergillaceae.
AUGGUCUGCUCGAAAUGCCAGAAAAAGCUUAAAUCUACCGAACUCGCGACCCCGGGCGUAAAACGCAAGAGCGAAAUGUACUACGGCUCGCCCGCGACAAGUGGCGGUUCUAAAUCGACCUUGGGGAGUACUGGUGUUUCGAAGAAUAAACUGUUGAGCUCGAAGGCGAAGAAUCCGUAUGCUGCUUAUGCAUCUUCGUGUGAAUCAUGCAAGACGAAGACGGAGCAGGGGAAGAAGUUUUGUCAGCGGUGUGCUUAUCAGAAGAAUGCCUGUCCGAUGUGUGGAAAGAGUCUGGCUGCAAAGUCUUCCAAGGAGCAGCCGAUUGUCCAAGGGCAAAAGUUCAAUCUGAAGUGA